GAAAGAAAAAAAAGUAAAAUCAACGAAGCAGAAUAUUUUCCUCAACCCUAUUUAUUGUGGGUCGCGACCCACAGAGAGAGAGAAGAGAAGAACCAUUUACAGUUUCCUUUCUCUCUCUUUUCUUUUCCUAAAUAACGAAGAAUCUAAAGCUAAGAAGCUGAACCAAAAACGUGAAAGGUGAUUAUCGGGGAUGGCAUCGAAACGGAUAUUGAAGGAAUUGAAGGAUCUGCAGAAGGAUCCUCCUACUUCAUGCAGCGCAGGACCGGUGGCGGAAGACAUGUUCCAUUGGCAAGCGACGAUAAUGGGUCCAUCCGACAGCCCUUACUCUGGCGGUGUUUUUCUUGUUACCAUUCAUUUCCCUCCUGAUUAUCCUUUUAAACCUCCCAAGGUGGCUUUUAGGACUAAGGUGUUCCAUCCAAACAUCAACAGCAAUGGGAGCAUCUGCCUCGACAUCUUGAAGGAGCAGUGGAGUCCUGCCCUCACCAUUUCCAAGGUGCUGCUGUCGAUCUGUUCGUUGUUGACGGAUCCAAACCCGGAUGAUCCUUUGGUUCCGGAGAUUGCUCACAUGUACAAGACUGACAAGAACAA
Molecule: messenger RNA, 588 nt
Organism: Raphanus sativus (radish)
Lineage: Eukaryota; Viridiplantae; Streptophyta; Magnoliopsida; Brassicales; Brassicaceae
Product: SUMO-conjugating enzyme UBC9
Biological process (GO): protein polyubiquitination
Cellular component (GO): nucleus
Molecular function (GO): ubiquitin conjugating enzyme activity
Source: RefSeq, a predicted model, not a curated record